AUGGCCACCUUCUCAGCCGUGCUCGCCCGCAUCUUCUCAUCCAGUGCCCCUGCGAUGAGCGUCAACAUCAGGGACUGCGAUCCGGGAACGGCAUCAUCACAGGCCGUUCCAUCGCGCACGAUCAAGUCGCAAUAUGCGUCGGCUGGUCCAAUGCGUGCCGCCCCACCAAGCAAAGUGGAACCCAAGGCCGUCCUCGCAACGACACAGCCUGCGACUCAAGAUGCCACGAUGCAGAUCCCCAGCGAGGACCUCGUUGGAAAGACAGAGAUCCUGACCAUGCGAGGCGGUAUCGAUCACGACCACCACGGUACGCGGAUGAGUCAUGAUAUUUGCUGCUGCCUCAUCUGCUGCGAUUGCAUGGACGACUGCUGCACGGCCAUCGACGAUGUCAUUUGCUGUGAAUGA
Ramularia collo-cygni is the source of this 405-nucleotide messenger RNA. RefSeq lists its product as uncharacterized. The coding region runs from base 1 to 405 and encodes 134 amino acids. The transcript is spliced from 3 exons. The record is from RefSeq and is a predicted model, not a curated record. Lineage: Eukaryota; Fungi; Ascomycota; Dothideomycetes; Mycosphaerellales; Mycosphaerellaceae.